Molecule: messenger RNA, 3258 nt
Organism: Solea solea (common sole)
Lineage: Eukaryota; Metazoa; Chordata; Actinopteri; Pleuronectiformes; Soleidae
Product: neuropilin and tolloid-like protein 2
Exons: 10
Coding region: 162-2072 (636 amino acids)
Molecular function (GO): protein binding
Source: RefSeq, a predicted model, not a curated record
GCCGCCGCCGCACGCGGUUCUUCUGGAGCGUGGCUCUACGUGAUGGAUUUACUGUUAGCGGAGGAAAGUUGGAUUUUGUGAUCGGGUCCCUGAAAAUGAUCAGAACAGGAGGACAUUUUUAAAAACAAGAAAAAGGGUUGGAUCACACACCGUGAGAGGAAAUGAACGGAGCGUGGAUACUCUUCUUCCUGAUAGAAGAGGCUGUUGCUCUGGCGCAGAGAAUUAAAGACUCCCCAAACGAACAGGGCGUCCAGAGCCCCAACCAGAAUGACUGUGGCACGUGGGUCCGUAACAUCAAUGGCGGCGUGUUCACGUCGCCCAACUACCCAAACACCUACCCACCCAACAAGGAGUGUGUUUACAUCCUGGAAGCUCUCCCCAGACAAAGGAUUCAGUUGGCUUUCGAUAAGAAUUACUACAUCGAGCCGUCGUUCGAGUGCCGCUUCGAUCACAUAGAAAUCCGGGAUGGGCCCUUUGGGUUCUCACCGCUCAUCGAUCGAGUUUGCGGAGGAAAAAAUCCGGGCCUGGUCACGUCAACGGGACGUUUCAUGUGGAUCAAGUUCACCAGCGACGAGGAGCUGGAAGGCCUUGGCUUCCGCAUCAAGUACACCUUUAUUGCAGACCCUGAUUUCCAUCUGCACGUGGGUGGACUGCUAAACCCCAUUCCAGACUGUCAGUUUGAAAUUGGUGGUUGGGACGGGAUUAUCCGCUCCAGUCAGGUGGAAGAGGAGGAACGAGUGAAGCCCGGUGAUGCUCUGGACUGUAUCUGGACCAUCAGAGCCCCCCCUCAGUCCAAGAUCUACCUGCGCUUCAUGGAGUACCAGAUGGAGCACUCCAACGAGUGCAAGAAGAACUUUGUGGCUGUGUACGAUGGCAGCAGCGCCAUCGAGAACCUCAAGGCCAAGUUCUGCAGCACUGUGGCCAACGACGUUAUGUUGGACAACGGCGUGGGCGUCGUGCGAAUGUGGGCCGAUGAGAAAAGCCGACUCAGCCGGUUCCGCAUGCUUUUCACUUCCUUUGUUGACCCCCCCUGCUCAGCAAACACAUUCUUCUGCCACAGCAACAUGUGUAUUAACAACUCUCUGGUGUGCAAUGGGGUUCAGAACUGUGUCUACCCAUGGGAUGAAAACCACUGCAAAGAGAAGCGAUCUAAGGGGCUUUUCCAUCAGAUCACAAAGACCCAUGGGACUGUCAUUGGUGUCUCUUCAGGCAUAGUUCUGGUGCUUCUUAUUAUCUCCAUCCUGGUCCAAAUGAAGCAGCCGAGAAAAAAGGUUGUAGCUCGGCGGCCCGGUGUUUUCAACAAGGCUGGAUUCCAAGAGGUUUUUGAUCCUCCCCACUAUGAGCUCUUCUCUCUGCGUGACAAGGAGGUGUCAUCAGACCUCGCUGACCUCUCUGAGGAGCUGGACAGCUUCCACAAGCUGCGGCGCUCCUCCACCAUGUCCCGCUGUGUCCAUGAGCACCACUGCGGCUCGCAAGCCUCAGUGGCGACUGGUGGCGGCAGCAUGAAGCACAGUCGCACCACCCUGAGCUCCAUGGAGCUGUCCUACCACAACGACUUCUCCAAGCAACCACCCAUGAAGACUUUCAACUCCACGGCCAGCUACAAGAAGGGCUGCUACGGAUACAAGCAGCACACACAGACUCACGACUGCGACCAGCAGGUCAUCGAGGACCGUGUCACAGAGGAGAUCCCGUGCGAGAUCUAUGGCCGCGGUGGUGGAGCGGGAGGAGGAGCUACAGGUGGUGGGGCAAUAGGGGGAGCAUCGGGGAUAGCAGGAGGAGGGAUUGGAGGGCCAGUGGGCAUAACAGGAGGAGUGGCAAUGGCCGGAGGAAUGGGUAUGUCAGGUGGAGUGGGUAUGUCAGGUGGAGUGGGUAUGCCAGGUGGCAUGGGCAUGCCAGGAGGAGUAGGUAUGUCAGGAGGAGUGGGUAUGCCAGGGCCUAGUGGCAUUGCUGGAGGUAUCAGUGGCGGGAUGGCAGGAGCCUGUGGAACCCUCAGUAUCCGUGGCAACAGCUCUCGUAACAGUACCACCAUAGUUGAUCCACAGCAGCGCUCCAUUUCCAUGGAUUUCUAAAAACGGAGAUGGGAGGACGAUGAGCAGAAGGAGAAUGCAGGCAGAUUUUGCUUUUCACUCGCCAAGAUAAAGACCAACAAAGAGAAGGCAGGAGUAUCAAUAGCUCUAAACUGAUUGCUCCCAUUUCUAUCCAAGCAGCAUUUAAUCGCUACUGUGAGUAACACUUCUCCAGGAUCUUCCCAACUCAUCGUCACAUGAGGAGAUUUGGGAAAAAUAAGAGACAAGAAAAUGAUGCACAAGAAGAAGAGAGAGAAAUGGAGGAAAAGGAAUGGUUCUGUUUUGUGAAGGGUUUCAGGUCAAGGAGGCAUGGAGAUGUCUGGUCUCCUCUCCAGUCUUCUACUUAAUUAAACUCUCCCUCCAUCAUAGACUUACAGGAGACUGUUCUCGCAUGCAGAUCCAGACUUCUUUCUGCUUGGUUGCCUAAAAAAACCCAUGACACCACUCAGCUACAGAGAGAGAGAGAAAAAAAGUUAAAGAGACUAAGUUUCUACAUUUAUCCACCUGCCAUGCACAGAUAUGUAUGAUAUAUAUAGCGUGUCUUCUAAUAAUUUAUCUGAGUCUUUUAUUUGUCAGUGUACUGUACCGUUGAUACCAGUAUAUAUUCAGCCUCAUGAUGAUGUUUGGCUGUUAACUCUUUAACCUUUUUCCAGAUGUUGUUCUGAUGAUUUUUUUGAAAAUGACUCAUCCAAGAUGUGGUGGCAAUAAUGAAGAGUUGUUGUCACUGGUGAUCAGAAACACAUCGAGGAUGAUGAUGAUGAUGAUGAUGAUGAUGUGAUAUUACAAUAAUAAUUGUGUAGUUUUCAUGCUUACCUCACACUUACAAAGAAGGUAUGCUCCGUUCAGUCUCUCCUCAGGAGGAGCACACAAAGAGACAUAUUUUGGUUAGAAGAGAAGAAAAGACUGUUCCCGCUCUGCAGCAUUCAGGCAAUAAGUAACUGUUGAUGAAGUAUGAAGUGUUUUCUUGUGAGGCCUGGACUGAAUUGAAAAUAGCAACCAUCCAACUCCCAAUCCCUGCAUUCACUUGGAGAAAAUGUAAUUUCUCAACCUCCCCAUGAGCUGGGAAUUUAAAAUAAGCACAACCCGUUUCCCUGCAGAGACAAACAUGUAGCCUAUAUGGGAUUCAUUUAUUAUUUCAACCGCUGGUUGUAUAAGUUCAUUCUGUUGAAUUAAAUGAGAACUUACUCAC